Rotaria sp. Silwood2 is the source of this 1950-nucleotide messenger RNA. NCBI's taxonomy places the organism in Eukaryota, Metazoa, Rotifera, Eurotatoria, Philodinida, Philodinidae. The record is from the annotation of a GenBank genome assembly.
AUGACAAAAAAAACUUAUUUUUAUUAUAAUAGGUCAAAUCAAGUUCGUUUUCGUAUCAACUUCAAUGAUGAACAAAUAUCAUCCAAUGAUGAGCAGUUUAUCGUCGGUAUAUCAGACUUGUAUAUUGGUUCGAAUUGUAUCAAUGGUUGUAAUGGUCAUGGAAUGUGUCUUAGCAAUGGACGAUGCAGAUGUGAUCUAAAUUGGGCAAAUAAUGACUGUAGUCGAUCAUUAAUUCGUUUUCCAAAUGAAUUAAAUAUUCUUAAACAUGUUUAUUAUACAAGUUACGGUACUAUAUACAAUUCAAAAUGUGGUACAAUUUUUAAUAAUACAUGUAAACGAGAAUUUGAAACAAAGUAUAUAGAUGUAUAUCAUGAAGAUACAUAUGUUCAUAUUGAACUUGAUGAUCGAUGUAUGUCAAAAACACAUAUUCGAAAAAAUGGUGAUGGUUGGAUAUAUCUUAAAUAUCGUCAAAUGAACUCACAUGAAUGGAUUACAUUACAUAUAUUCAAAGAUCAUCAAUUAAAUAUUAUAAAACUAUUACCUCAAUAUAUUCUUCAACUUCGACUCAUUCAAAAUUCUCCAAUUACUGGUCGACCUCCAUGGUCAAUAGAACAAUUUCAUGUAUUUAAUAUUCAUUCUCAUUUACAUUGGUUUUCAUUAGAAGAUAAAAAUUAUACAAAAUUAAAUUCAACAUUUCUUAAAAUAAUAAAUUUAACUAAUCAAAUUAUUUAUGAAACUAAAGAUGUUUAUUUUAAUUCGGAUUAUAUUCUUCAAAUUGAAUUUAAUUGUAUCGAUUUUAUAAAAAAUAUUCUGGAAUAUUCAAUUAAUUUUGGAUUAUCAUGGUUGGAAAUUUCUAAUGAAAAUGAAUUAGAAAUUAUACCAAUUAAAUUUAAUCAUGAAAAUAUUACAUUCUAUCGUUUAACUAUUUCAUUUAAUGUAUUUUCAAUACAAAAUAAUUCUAUUCGAUUUCGUUUGAAAUUUUCAUCAAAUUGUACAACAAAUCAUCUUCAAUAUAUUUAUAUUGGAAAUAAAUGUUUAAUGAAUUGUUAUGGUAAUGCACGAUGUCUUAAUGGAGAAUGUCAAAUAAUGAAUGCAAUCACACCUCUAGUUGAUUUUCGAGAAACAUUUGAAAAAGAUUUUAAUCCUACGAAUUGGUUACAAUUAGAUCCUUAUCGACAUGAAAUAAAUAGAAUUAUAUGGACAACAAUAAAUCGACAAGCUAUUACUCGACCAAUUGACUUAAGACCAAUGCGAGCUAUUAAAUGGACAUAUAAUUUAGAAAAUAUUUCAAAAACAUGUAAUACUUCAAUUUAUUUAUUAAUAUCAAUAGAUGGUACAUUAACAUGGUCGAUUCUUGAUCGAUUUGAUCUACCAAAUAAAAAUAUAACAACACUAAAUAUAUCUAUUGAGUUAUUUGCCGAACUUAAAACUCUUAAUACAAAAUAUCAUAUAGGACAAUUUCGAUGGUUUCAACCAUUGUCUUCUAAAUGUAAUAAUUUUACAUGGGGCCUUUCAAAAAUAAUAUCAAUAAAAUCGAUUAAUAUUGAUUUUAUAACUGAUUAUUUUUAUACAAUAUCCUCAUCACGUUCAAAUUGGGAAUCAAUUGAUGGUGCUUUACUUGCUCAACCUGAUCAAUGCAAUAAUAAUAUACCUGCUUUAAUAUUUCAUGAAAGUUCAUUUUCAGUUAUUACUAUACCUAUUCUUAUUCAACAAUUCCAUGUUCUUGUUCUUCAAUUUAAUACAAAAUGUAAUCAAAAUGCUGAUAUGAAAACAUUACAGUGUCGUAAUUUAACAAGUAUACUUGAAUAUCGAACUGAUUUAUCAUUAAAAUGGACAAAACUUAUUGAUAUGACUGAUUUAGCAUGUCGGACGAGUUUAAUUAAUGGAGGCUAUUUAAAUAUGCAUACAAUCAAAUUACCAUUUGAAACAUAUUCAAGGUAUGAUAGAUAA